Chanos chanos (milkfish) is the source of this 6024-nucleotide messenger RNA. It is a transcript of the gene scn1lab, whose product is annotated as sodium channel, voltage-gated, type I like, alpha b. The record is from RefSeq and is a predicted model, not a curated record. The coding region runs from base 1 to 6024 and encodes 2007 amino acids. Gene Ontology annotation, cellular component: plasma membrane; voltage-gated sodium channel complex. Gene Ontology annotation, biological process: membrane depolarization during action potential; neuronal action potential; sodium ion transmembrane transport. Gene Ontology annotation, molecular function: protein binding; voltage-gated sodium channel activity. NCBI's taxonomy places the organism in Eukaryota, Metazoa, Chordata, Actinopteri, Gonorynchiformes, Chanidae. The transcript has 26 exons.
AUGGCCGCCCAGCUGCUUGUUCCCCCCGGACCUGACAGCUUCCGGCCCUUCGUACCCGAGUCGCUCGCUGCCAUCGAGCGCCGCAUCGCAGAGGAGAACGCCAGACGGCCCAAGGGCGAGCGACGGAGUGACCCGGAAGAUGAUGAGAACGGACCCAAGCCCAACAGUGACCUGGAGGCGGGAAAAUCCCUCCCGUUCAUCUACGGAGACAUCCCACCCGGAAUGGUGUCUGUGCCACUGGAAGACCUGGACCCCUACUACAGCAGUCAGACAACUUUUAUAGUAUUGAAUCGUGGGAAGGCCAUAUUCCGGUUCAACGCCACCCCUGCUCUAUACAUUCUAAGCCCUUUUAAUCCUAUUAGGAGACUAUCCAUUAAGAUCCUGGUGCAUUCGCUCUUCAGUUUUGUCAUCAUGUGCACCAUACUGACCAACUGUGCAUUCAUGACACUAAGCAAUCCCCCGGAGUGGGCAAAGAAUGUAGAAUACACCUUCACGGGAAUCUACACGUUUGAAUCUCUCAUAAAGAUCCUGGCCAGGGGUUUCUGCGUGGGGAAAUUCACCUUUCUCAGAGAUCCCUGGAACUGGCUGGAUUUUAGCGUCAUUCUUAUGGCAUAUGUAACAGAAUUUGUGGAUCUGGGCAAUGUCUCAGCACUGCGAACUUUCAGGGUUCUUCGAGCUCUCAAAACUAUAUCUGUCAUACCAGGACUGAAGACCAUCGUCGGAGCUUUGAUCCAGUCGGUGAAGAAGCUGUCCGACGUGAUGAUUCUGACUGUUUUCUGCCUGAGCGUUUUCGCGCUCAUCGGACUGCAACUCUUUAUGGGGAAUCUAAAACAGAAAUGCGUCAGGAUGCCUAUCGCCAGCGUGACGUCGCAAGACCACAACGCCACCGCUGGCUUCAACCAGAGCACCACGGACCUGUUAGCGGAGGCCAACGCCACCGGCACGUUCAACUGGACGGAGUACAUCGAGGACGAACGUAAUUACUAUUUCUUACCCAACCGCCGAGAUGCUUUGCUCUGUGGGAAUGCAAGUGAUGCUGGGCAGUGUCCAGAGGGCUACAUAUGCAUAAAGGCAGGGCGUAACCCUGACUACGGCUACACAAGCUUCGACACCUUCAACUGGGCUUUCCUCUCUCUCUUUCGCCUUAUGACGCAAGACUUCUGGGAAAACCUUUACCAACAGACCCUGCGCGCAGCAGGGAAGCCCUACAUGGUGUUUUUUGUGCUGGUGAUCUUCCUGGGUUCGUUCUACCUGGUGAAUCUAAUCCUGGCUGUGGUUGCCAUGGCAUAUGACGAACAGAACCAGGCCACCAUCGAAGAGGCCCAGCAAAAAGAGGAGGAGUUUCAGGCCAUGCUGGAGCAGCUGAAGAGACAACAGGAGGAGGCGCAGGUUGCAGCGGCGGCAGCGACAGAGAGCGGAGAGUACAGCGGGAGGGGGGGCCCGUCGGAGGAGAGCUCCUCUGGGGGGUCCAGACUCAGCUCCAAGAGCGCCAAGGAGCGAAGGAACAGACGAAAGAAGAGAAAACAGAGGGAGGAGGAGGAGAAGGCAGACCAGGAGAAGUUUCAUAAGUCGGAAUCGGAGGACAGCAUCAGGCGAUCGGGUUUCCGCUUCUCCAUCGAUGCCAACAGGCUCUCGUACGAGAAGAAAUGCUCCACACCCAACCAGUCUCUUCUCAGUAUCCGAGGGUCUCUCUUCUCACCUAGGCGGAACAGCCGUGCGAGUUUGUUUAGCUUCCGCGGUCGAGCGCGGGACUUUGGGUCGGAGAACGAUUUUGCGGACGACGAGCACAGCACGUUUGAGGAUAGCGACAGUCGCCGCGGCUCUCUUUUUGUUCCUCGUCGAAUCGAGAGGAGGAGUUCGACUGUCAGCCAGCUCAGUCUCGCACCCAGGAUCAUGCUCCCAGCCAAUGGGAAGAUGCACUGCACUGUUGACUGCAAUGGAGUGGUCUCUCUAGUGGGUGGGACUUCUGUGCCGACAUCUCCUAUUGGACGGCUGCUCCCAGAGGGCACGACGACGGAAUCGGAAGUGCGUAAGAAGCGUUCGGGUUCCCAUCAGCCGUCUAUGGACUAUCUGGACGACACGGUGGCCAGACAGAGAGCCCUGAGCGUGGCUAGCAUUCUCACUAACACUAUGGAAGAGCUGGAAGAAUCACGACAGAAGUGCCCGCCAUGCUGGUAUAAAUUUGCCAAUUGCUUCUUAAUCUGGGACUGUUGUCCAGCCUGGCUGAAGGUGAAGGAAAUUGUGAACUUGGUGGUCAUGGAUCCUUUCGUGGACUUGGCCAUAACCAUCUGCAUUGUUCUCAAUACCCUCUUCAUGGCCAUGGAGCAUUAUCCCAUGACCCAACAGUUCAACGAUGUUCUCUCCGUCGGCAACCUGGUCUUCACAGGCAUCUUCACGGCAGAGAUGUGUUUGAAGGUCAUCGCUCUGGAUCCGUAUUACUACUUCCAGGAGGGCUGGAAUAUUUUUGAUGGGAUCAUUGUGAGCCUAAGUCUGAUGGAGCUGGGCCUGGCCAACGUGGAGGGGCUCUCUGUUCUCAGAUCAUUCCGAUUGCUGCGAGUCUUUAAGCUUGCGAAGUCGUGGCCCACUCUCAACAUGCUGAUCAAGAUCAUCGGAAACUCGGUCGGUGCCUUGGGAAACCUGACUCUGGUCUUGGCCAUCAUCGUUUUCAUCUUUGCGGUGGUCGGCAUGCAGCUGUUCGGGAAGAGCUACCGCGACUGCGUGUGCAAGAUCUCCGACGACUGCACGCUCCCGCGUUGGCACAUGAACGACUUCUUCCACUCCUUCCUCAUCGUGUUUCGGGUGCUUUGCGGAGAGUGGAUCGAGACCAUGUGGGACUGCAUGGAGGUGGCCGGGCAGACCAUGUGCCUCAUCGUCUUCAUGAUGGUUAUGGUCAUCGGGAAUCUGGUGGUCUUGAACCUCUUCCUGGCCUUGCUGCUUAGCUCCUUCAGCGCAGACAAUCUAGCAGCCACUGAUGACGACAGUGAGAUGAACAACCUUCAGAUCGCCGUGGGCCGUAUCCAGCGUGGCAUCGCUUUCGUCAAAUCCACUUUACGGCAGUUUCUCCAGAGUCUGUGCCUGGCCGGGUCCAAACCCGGCGCCCUCGACGAGGAGAAGCCCCUGGACGACCUUCAUAGCGACGGCAAAGAGAACUGUCUAGUCAAUCAUGCGCCGGUCGCCGUGGACCUAACCAAGGACUUCUUGAAGGAAGGUUGUGUGUCGCCAGGCAACGGGGUCGAGGGUCACGUCAAGUACGGUAUUGAGGAAGGGGACUAUAUGUCCUUCAUCCAUAACCCUAGCCUUACGGUUACUGUGCCAAUCGCGGUGGGCGAGUCAGAUUUCGAGAAUCUGAACACGGAGGAUUUCAGCAGCGACUCGUCAGACGUGGAAGGGAGCAAGGAGAAACUCCCUGUGGACACAGUACUGAGCUCCUCAGAAGGAAGCACAGUGGACAUCAGACCCCCAGGAGAGGGGGCGGAGUCAGUGGAGCUGGAACCAGAGGAAUCUCUAGACCCUGAGGCGUGCUUCACUGAAGGCUGUGUGGGCCGGUUUCAGUGCUGUCAGGUAAACAUUGAUUCAGGCCACUGGAGGAGCUGGUGGACUCUGAGAAAAACCUGCUUCAUAAUUGUGGAGCACAACUGGUUCGAGUCCUUUAUCAUCUUCAUGAUCCUCCUCAGCAGCGGAGCACUGGCUUUUGAGGACAUUUAUAUCGAGCAGCGUAAGACCAUAAAGACAGUGCUGGAGUACGCUGAUAAAGUUUUCACCUACGUCUUUAUACUGGAGAUGCUGCUGAAAUGGGUGGCCUAUGGAUUCGUCAAAUACUUCACCAAUGCCUGGUGCUGGCUUGACUUCCUCAUCGUAGACGUGUCACUGGUGAGUUUGGUAGCCAAUGCUCUGGGUUACUCUGAGCUCAGUGCCAUCAAAUCCCUGAGGACUCUUCGAGCUCUGAGACCAUUAAGAGCACUGUCGCGCUUCGAGGGUAUGAGGGUGGUGGUGAAUGCUCUUCUCGGAGCCAUCCCCUCCAUCAUGAACGUGCUCCUGGUCUGCCUGAUCUUCUGGCUCAUCUUCAGCAUCAUGGGCGUCAACCUGUUCGCCGGAAAGUACUACUACUGCGUCAACACCACCACGGGCGAGAGGUUCGACAUUAAAGUGGUGAAUAACAUGACGGAAUGCCACGCCCUGGUGAACGACAGCGCCCGUUGGGACAACGUUAAAAUCAACUUUGACAACGUGGGAGCGGGCUAUCUGGCUCUGCUGCAAGUGGCGACGUUUAAAGGUUGGAUGGACAUCAUGUACGCGGCAGUAGACUCACGGGACUUGGAAGAGCAGCCAAAGUACGAAGUGAACCUUUACAUGUACCUGUACUUCGUCAUCUUCAUCAUCUUCGGUUCCUUCUUCACCCUCAACCUCUUCAUUGGUGUCAUCAUCGACAACUUCAACCAGCAAAAGAAAAAGUUUGGAGGUCAGGACAUCUUCAUGACAGAAGAACAGAAAAAAUACUACAAUGCCAUGAAAAAGCUUGGCUCCAAGAAACCCCAGAAACCAAUCCCCAGGCCUGCGAAUAAGUUCCAGGGUUGUGUCUUUGAUUGUAUCACGAAACAAGCCUUUGACAUUGUUAUCAUGGUCCUCAUCUGCCUAAACAUGGUUACUAUGAUGGUGGAAACUGACGACCAGACAGAGGAUAUGGAUAACAUCCUGUACUGGAUUAAUUUGGUCUUCAUCGUUCUCUUCACCGGAGAGUGCGUCUUGAAAAUGAUCUCUCUCCGUCACUACUUCUUCACCGUUGGCUGGAACAUCUUUGACUUUGUCGUUGUGAUCCUGUCAAUUGUCGGGAUGUUUCUCUCAGAGGUCAUAGAGAAGUAUUUUGUCUCUCCCACCUUGUUCCGAGUCAUCCGAUUGGCUAGGAUUGGACGUAUCCUCCGCCUCAUUAAAGGUGCCAAGGGUAUCCGCACACUACUGUUUGCCUUGAUGAUGUCACUCCCUGCCCUGUUCAAUAUCGGACUCCUUCUCUUCCUGGUCAUGUUCAUCUAUGCCAUAUUUGGAAUGUCCAACUUCGCUUACGUCAAGCGGGAGGCGGGAAUCGAUGACAUGUUCAACUUCGAGACGUUUGGGAAUUCCAUGCUGUGCCUGUUUCAGAUUACUACUUCUGCCGGCUGGGACGGUCUACUGGCACCCAUCCUCAACAAACGUGAGCCUGACUGCGACAGCAGGACGGAACACCCCGGAAACUCGUAUCGCGGCGACUGCGGCAACCCGUCAGUGGGCAUCUUCUUUUUCGUCAGCUACAUCAUUAUCUGCUUCCUGAUUGUGGUGAACAUGUACAUCGCUGUCAUCUUGGAGAACUUCAGUGUAGCCACCGAGGAGAGUGCUGAGCCUCUCAGCGAGGACGAUUUCGAGAUGUUCUAUGAGGUUUGGGAACGCUUCGACCCCAACGCCACGCAGUUCGUGGAGUACGACAAGCUUUCCGACUUCGCCGAUGCUUUGGACCCUCCCUUGCGCAUUCCCAAACCCAACAAGAUACAGCUCAUUGCGAUGGACCUUCCCAUGGUCAGCGGGGACCGCAUUCACUGCCUGGAUAUCCUGUUUGCCUUCACGUUACGCGUACUGGGGGAGGAGGGGGAGAUGGACGCCCUGCGAGGACAGAUGGAGGACCGCUUCAUGGCCUCCAACCCUUCCAAAGUCUCCUACGAACCCAUCACCACCACCCUGCGACGCAAGCAGGAGGAGAUGUCCGCCAUCGUCAUCCAGAGGGCCUUCCGACGCUAUCGCAUCAGGAAGACGGUGAAGAAGGCUUCGGACAUGUACCGGCAACAGCUUCAGGACGGCGGAGGGAAGCUUCCGGAAAAGGAGGUGCUGGUGAUAGGGAAGUUCCACGAGAAUUCGGCGUCGGACAAAACCGACAUGACUCCGUCUUCUGCGUCCCCUCCGUCGUACAACAGCGUGGCCAAGUCAGAGAAGGACAAGUACGAAAAAGAGAGGAGAGAGAAGGAGGACAUAGCAAAAGAUUCAAGAGAAAGGAAGAAAUGA